AUGGGUUUACAUUCAGGCCAAAAGAAGCACUUUCCCCUGCGGGGGAUCGACGGCGUUGUUCAGCUGUUUGACGCCGAGCUCCGCAAGUCUGAGCCGGACUUAGCCCUUCUUUCCCUGGUCCUGGGUUUUGUCGAGCACUUCCUGGCUGUGAACCGAGUCGUCCCCAUAAACGUUCCAGGAGUGCGGUUUGAGCCGCUGGAGCCAGACUGCCCCAACUCCUGCUUCCCCACGGUGGAGCUGGGUAUGAUCUCUGCACUGUACGAGCGCUUCACGGCUCAGAUCCGGGGUGCGGUGGACCUGUCCCAGUACCGGAGGACUACUUCGGGGUCCAGCAGGGAGCUGGUGAAGAAAGUGUCAGACGUGAUCUGGAACAGCCUCAGCCGCUCAUACUUCAAGGACCGGGCUCACAUCCAGUCUCUCUUCAGUCUCAUCACUGGCACCAAACUGGACAGCUCCGGGGUUGCCUUUGCGGUGGUGGCAGCCUGCCAGGUUCUCGGCCUGAAGGACGUCCACUUAGCACUGUCUGAAGACCACGCUUGGGUGAUCUUCGGCAAAAGCGGCGAAGAGACUGCAGAAGUCACCUGGCACGGAAAGGGUAACGAGGACCGACGGGGACAAACAGUCACAGCAGGAGUUAAUGAGAAAAGUUGGCUGUAUCUGAAGGGCUCCUACAUGAAAUGUGACCGAAAUAUGGAGGUGGCCUUCAUGGUCUGUGCUAUCAACCCAUCACUGGACCUACAUACGGACAGCUCUGAGCUCCUGCAGCUGCAGCAGAAACUCCUGUGGUUGCUGUAUGAACGUGGUGACCUGGACAGGUAUCCCAUGGCUAUGGGCACUUUGGCAGACCUUGAGGAUCAGGACCCAAUACCUGGCAAAGAGAACCCCCUGAAAAUCCACCUCAAGGCCGUAAGCUCUGCCCAGAAGCACUACAACAACGAGCACAUCUACCCCUACAUGUACCUGGCUGGUUUCCACUAUAGACACAAGGAUGUGCGGGAGGCUCUGAGGUCCUGGGCCGAGGCAGCUCAGGUCAUGCAGGAGUAUAACUAUUUCCGUGAGGACGAGGAGAUCUAUAAAGAGUUCUUUGACAUUGCAAAUGAUGUUGUCCCCACUCUGCUGAAAGAGACCACUGCUGCAGACAGUCCUGGAGAGGGAGGAGAGGGGGGAGAAGGAGCUGACAAGGAGCUCCCCAAACAAGCUGCAGCCUUCUCGGCACUCCAGGACCCAGAAUGCUUUGCCCACCUGCUGCGUUUCUAUGAUGGCAUCUGCAAAUGGGAGGAGGGCAGUCCCACGCCGGUCCUUCAUGUGGGCUGGGCCACCUACUUGGUUCAGUCCCUGAGCCGCUUUGAUGCUCAGGUGCGUCAGAAGGUGUCCAUCAUCACCAAAGAGCCAGAGUCCCUGGACGAUGACGACCAGUCCAGCGAUGACCCCCGGGAGGGCCGCCGGCGAGGCCCCAGGAGGGAGUCCAGGCUGGAGGAGCAGAACUCAUCUUCCCCUCCUGCUGCGCCCACCUCCCCAUCCACCCUGCUCCCAGCAGCAUCUCAGCCCAGGAAGGUGGGCGAGGGAGGCGGCCGCCGCCGCUCCUCACAGGGUCAGCGGAGCGGAGAAGCCGACGGCAAACCCAAGUCCCCCAGCCCAGAUUCUGCAUCCUCCCCGUUGUCCCAGCAGCAGGCGUCCCCCUCCCCGGUCGGCCCUGUUGUCGUCUUUCAGAGCGAGAAGAUGAAGGGGAUGAAGGAGCUGCUGCGUGCGGCCAAGGUGAACUCCAGCGCCAUCAAGCUGCAGCUCACCGCCCAGUCACAGGUCCAGAUGAAGAGACAGAAGAGCACCCCAGCAGGGGAUUACUCCAUGUCCUUCAUGAAGCGGCAGCGCAAAUCGCUCUAGACAUGUUGAUUGUUGUAGAGAUUCUGUACGACAUACUGUGAACAGCCGCACGGACGCCCGAUCAACCUCGCUCUCGUUUGUGAAACUUUUUAGCUGUGUUUUCAUCCAGAGGUCGUUUUCGGCGAACACCCUCAUAGUUCCCAGGAAUAUAUUUGACAUGCAAAGAUGUUCUGCAGUUAAAUGUCACAUAUCAGGUUUGAACUGAAGGAAUGGACUUUUCACUGUUUUUAUUUAAAAAGAAAUCCUCCCAUUUUUGGGGAACUACCUGGUUGAUCAGUUGUAACCUUCACUCAUUAGUUUUGUGUUUUAAUUGGCAGCCAAUUGUACACUGACUAUUAACUUCUCACUGACUUAUACAUGGGUGUUUGAAGCCAAAGUAACGACGAGGACCAGAAUUCAACGUACAGAUGUGUAAAUAUCAACUUGUACCAUUAGGAACCUGUUCAUAACUGAAGCCUUGGAAGUAAUUAAUUUAGGAUAGUUACUGUGUAACAUUGUCCACUUCUGCUCUAUCGACAGCUUCUUUCUUGCUAGCUCUUUGUUGCCUUACUUUGCUUUUGUUCUUUUCUAAAGUAGGUGGCCUUUAGUUUUGAGAAUAGCUGAGUGAGGCCUAUUUUUAAUGAUUAGAGAACACCAGGAAGACCAUGCACUGUUGAGACAAAGUCACAUUAGGUGGCCCUGCUACAUCCUAUUUGCUUGAUGACUUGAUGUGGUUUUUGUUCUUGUUUUGUAUCUGCAAGUAAUAAAGACCUGACGACAGAGUGUGAUGAUC
This is a messenger RNA of Paralichthys olivaceus (Japanese flounder), 2653 nucleotides long. The record is from RefSeq and is a predicted model, not a curated record. NCBI's taxonomy places the organism in Eukaryota, Metazoa, Chordata, Actinopteri, Pleuronectiformes, Paralichthyidae.